Ostertagia ostertagi is the source of this 330-nucleotide messenger RNA. Lineage: Eukaryota; Metazoa; Nematoda; Chromadorea; Rhabditida; Trichostrongylidae. The record is from the annotation of a GenBank genome assembly.
AUGUCGUCCGCCGCUUCAACGUUCGUGAUGAGUCAUUUAGAUCUUGUGGAGCUGCGAAAGGCCAAGAAGACAGAGAGUACUGAUCAGGGCGAGGUCCCACUAUCGAGCGAACAAGUUGCUGCAGUGGCAACGGAUUGCAUACCAUCAUGUAUAGAGAGUCGGAGAAUUCCGAAACCGCCUGUUGAGCUUUUAGACGAAGUGUAUUCUCCGAGCAUACCGUCAAGAGGCUACCAAUUCUGCUUAGUGUGCGGAAAACACAAGAAAUUCACUAGUUUAGCUGGUCAUAUACAGGAUGUGCAUAAGGAAUUCACGGAGAAAUGGGAAAUACAG